Notechis scutatus (mainland tiger snake) is the source of this 3598-nucleotide messenger RNA. RefSeq names its product vesicle amine transport 1 (gene VAT1). Gene Ontology annotation, biological process: negative regulation of mitochondrial fusion. The record is from RefSeq and is a predicted model, not a curated record. Gene Ontology annotation, cellular component: mitochondrial outer membrane. Gene Ontology annotation, molecular function: oxidoreductase activity; zinc ion binding. NCBI's taxonomy places the organism in Eukaryota, Metazoa, Chordata, Lepidosauria, Squamata, Elapidae.
GUACAUCUGCGAUGCUACGUGCGAUUUUACUUGGGAAUGGUCGCUCAGGGAAACUAUGGAAAAAACAACCAUGCGCUUCACUUUGUUUCUACCGGGCACACCCAACCCUACUCUAGUCUCCGCCUCGCUUCCUGGACAAGUAGACGGUGGGCGUAUUGGAUCCACUGACGAAAAGUCAGGCGGGCAGGUCUUUCUAGGUGGAGCCAUCAAAUCUGUCUUCCAUUCCGCGUUUUCCAACUCAGCAUACUAAGUUAGACCCAACUAGCGUUAACCUCCAGCUCCUGGUUUUGCAGGCGGCUUACAGCGGUUUAGCGCAUCUGGUCCGCCGCGCCUUCUCUCUCUUCUCCUCCUCCUCCUCUUAGUGUAGGCAUACCAUAGCUGCUAGUACCCAAGAAGCUGCCAUGUCCGGAGAAGAAACUGCCGGGGAAGAUGCGGGAGCCCCUCAACCCAGCACUGUUGCUCCUCCAGCGGAGCAGCAGCAGAACGAAGAAGCAGUGGCGGAGGCACCAGCGACUGGCGAGGAGGGAAAGGCUGCUGCGGGGACGUCGGAGGAGGCUCCCGCAGUUUCUACCAGUACCGCUGCUGCUGGUCGCCAGUAUAGGGCACUGGUGCUCACCGGCUUUGGUGGUUACGAGAAGGUGAAAAUGCAGAUUCGGCAGCUGCCUCAAGCGGAACCCAGUCCGGGCGCUGGCCAAAUCUGCGUGCAGGUCCGGGCCUGUGGGCUCAACUUUGCUGACCUGCUGGCUCGCCAAGGGGUCUACGACAGGCUUCCCUCGCCCCCCGUUAGCCCUGGCAUGGAGGCGGCGGGAAUCGUCCUGGCCGUGGGCGAGGGCGUCUCCAGCCCAAAGGUUGGUGAUAAGGUGAUGAUUAUGGCCCGGUCAGGUCUCUGGCAAGAAAUUGUGACAGUUCAAGCCAAUCAGACUUUUCUCAUGCCGGAAGGUAUGAGCUUUGAGGAAGCAGCUGCCUUUCUGGUCAAUUACAUCACUGCCUACAUGGUUCUCUUUGAUUUUGGCAAUCUGCGCCCUGACCAGAGUGUCCUUGUCCACAUGGCAGCAGGUGGUGUGGGAACUGCAGCCGUCCAGCUCUGUAAAACUGUGGAAAAUGUCACCAUUUUUGGCACAGCAUCUGCCUCCAAGCAUGAGGCCCUCAAAGAAAAUGGGGUGACUCACCCGAUUGAUUACCGGGCAGCUGAUUAUGUGGCUGAAGUCCGGAAAAUUUCUCCCAAAGGUGUAGAUGUUGUUUUGGACCCCUUAGGAGGUUCAGAUACCACAAAAGGCUUUCAUCUCCUGAAACCAAUGGGCAAACUAGUCAGUUAUGGUGUAGCCAACUUGCUAACAGGACAGAGGAAGAACCUGAUGGCUAUGGCAAAGACCUGGUGGAAUCAGUUUAGCAUCAAUGCCUUGCAGCUGCUUCAUCUCAACAAAGCAGUUUCUGGCUAUCACUUGGGUUACCUUGAGGAGGAAGUGGAGCUUUUAACUGCUGUGGUGACCAAGUUAAUUGCUCUCUACAAUCAGGGCAAAAUCAAACCAAAGGUGGAUUCUGUUUGGCCCUUUGAACAGGUGGUUGAUGCCAUGAAGCAGAUGCAAGAGAAGAAGAAUGUUGGGAAAGUUGUCUUGGUUCCUGAAGCUCCACCGAAAGAUGAAAACAAGAAAAUAGAGAAUUAAAGCAAGGGGCAUGGGUGAACUAUUUGACCUCAGGUUGAUUUUGGGGGACUUUUUUUUAACUGCCUCCCCCCCCCCCCCCCACAUCUGACCCCUGAGGGAAGUAGAAUUGGAGAGGUCUCUCACUGCUGUUAAUGGAAUAAGUGACAUCAGGACUGAGGGAAAAAAAGUCUUUUCUUGUGGUUAGUUGGCCGUUUAAAGUUGAGGCAAGCUUCUGAGUUUCAUAAAAUCUUUACAGAGUGGAACUUAAAAGAUUGCCACAUCCCUGUGAAAUUAUUGGUUGGUCUACUUUAAAAAAAGAAAUCCAGCACUUCUUUUGCAAUCUUGAUAUUUUGCUCUUAAAGGAACCAUAUAGAGAAUUAUCUGAAGUGAAAAGCAUACAAGGCAAAACCUAUCCAUUGGCAACGCCUUUGAUUUCUUGAUCUUAAAUUUUUGAACACACUGUUCAAAAAUUCCUAGAUAUGUUAUUUGUCUCAAUGACAUCUUCUGUCCUUAGCCAUCCUUAGCUCACCUCUGAAUACUUAAUGAUUAGUUUAAGUUUAGAGAUUGUAAAACACCCAUGGUUUUAGCAGCUAUUGGCAGUUGACAGUUUCCAUAGAAACAAAUCUUUGAAUCUGCUACUUUGGAAGGGCACAUUUAACAAACAGAACACACUAGAUAUCUUUGCAGCUGGAAGGAGAUGUGAGGAAGAAUUUUUUGCCUCUGGGGUAUUCAUUUACCUUAGUGCAACAAAGCUACCAUUGCUUCCUGCAAUAUGAAAGUCCUCUGUGCUAUCUAGGCAAAGCUCAUAUAUCUUCUUCUUUUUUUGCCAAAAUCUACUAUGGAGAAUGCAAGUAUGAAAAAUUAAGGAAUUGCCAGUAAAGAAACUGCAAGACUCCAAGUAUGGCUUGUUUUAGAGAGAAGUACUGACUGUUUCCAUUUAAAAUGGGUUAUGUAGACAGACAUUUAUUUAACAGUACUAAACAGCUGACUAGUCUGUAAUCUCAAAAUAGUAAUUUCAUGUUUGUCAUCUCUGGCUUGUGGCUUGAUAUCAAGCUGUUCUAAGGAUUAACUAUAUAUAAAAAAAUAGAUGUUCUCAGUCAAAGAUAGGAGAAAUACUUUAAUAACAUUAUUCCCUCUUACAACUGUUUAACUUCAAGACCCAAAAUAUUUAGAUGUGCAUUGUGACUGUGAUUUACAAGUUACAGUAAGGAUGAACCUAGUUUAUGAUAAAGACUCGCUGCAAAUUAAAUAUUCUCUUAAUAUUUUUAUGCUGUAGAGGAAGGGCAACAGGACCAAUUCUGUACAAGAAACAGAUUGGGCAGGAAAUAGUAACAGAUUUUUACAUUUGUAAGAUUCUGACUUGACUUGAAAAAAAAUCAAUUGGUCACAUAUCUGGAACUAUUUCUGCUGAAGAUCUUUUUUGUUGUUGAACAGAUUAAGUUUGUCUGAUCCUUUUUCAUUCACCACCAUUUCUGAAAGCUCUUCCUUGAAAAUCUUCAGAGGGUUUUUGUGUAUGUAUGUCAGUAAAUAGUUUUGCUAUUUUAGGAAUUUGAUCCUCAGAGUAUUUCUCAGCACUUUGAAUUACCCAUUUCUAAAGUUCCUUCUCUUUCCAGGAGUUUUGCCAAUCUGCUUUGGGUGAAGCUAUUAUCCUUCAUAUUCCAGUAAACAAAAUAUCCAAGAAAAGACAAGGGUCCCAAGUUGCUUCCUCAAAGUGUUCUUUUGAUUCUCAAUUAGUUAUAGCAGAAAAAAAAUCAUAAAUUUAAUAUUCUGUCUCUUAUUGGCCUAGGAAAAAAUAUUUUCAGUAGAUUGUAUCAGUUAAGCAUUUUUCUUUCUGGCAAUUCUUUUUCUUUCACCUAUCUGAAAGCCAUCUAUGAAAAUGUUGAGACCACCUUCAAUCCCCACACAAAAUAUAUAUUUGUGAGGGGUCCUUGGUGCUUUCUGAGCUUGCCUGUUUU